Pseudogymnoascus destructans is the source of this 754-nucleotide messenger RNA. It is a transcript of the gene MEP5, whose product is annotated as Fungalysin/Thermolysin Propeptide Motif. Bases 239 to 733 code for a protein of 164 amino acids. The record is from RefSeq and is a predicted model, not a curated record. The transcript is spliced from 2 exons. Gene Ontology annotation, molecular function: zinc ion binding; metalloendopeptidase activity. Lineage: Eukaryota; Fungi; Ascomycota; Leotiomycetes; Thelebolales; Thelebolaceae.
GCAUGGGGAGUUGAUGAAGAAGGGGGGGAGGUAUGCGGAGUUGGUUAACUUGCAGCAGUUGGGGAGGAAUAAUUAGGUGGUGGGGGGAACGUGCAUUGUAUAAUUUUCUUGAGAUUUGAUUGGGGGGCUUGUAGGGAGGAUGGAUGGAUGGAUGAUGGCCAUCUUGGGGGGAUAGAGAGAUGGUUCUGGCGUUUUCUUAUUUGUUUUGGGGGAUCUAUCCCGAGAGAGUAGAGGGGAAAUGAAGAGAGAGUCAACUUCAAGCAGGUGGUUCAUGGUCUUGAUAUUGAUAAUGCCGAUUUCGUCUUCUCAUACGGAAACUCGUUCUUCACCGGAGAAGUCCCAUCCGAGAACCCCUUGGUCGCGCGCGGCCAGGUUGAUGCCGUCGAUUAGCACGGUGUGGGCGACUAUCCUUUAUGAGGUGCUCUGGAACUUGGUGGAGAAGCAUGGUAACUCUGAGGCGCGCCAGCCAACGUUCAACGGGAAGGUGCCGACGGACGGGAAGUUCUUGACGAUGAAGUUGGUUAUUGAUGGCAUGGCUCUUCAACCCUGCAGCCCUACAUUCGUGCAAGCCCGCGACGCGAUCAUUGAUGCCAAUAAGGCGCUCACUGGUGGUGCGAACCGGUGUGAACUCUGGAAGGCGUUUGCGAAGCGUGGAUUGGGUCAGGGUCCGUCGAUGGGGAGCGGGUCUACGGGAAGGAAGGAGAGCACGACUGUUCCUUCCGGAGUUUGCUAGAUGGGUGUAGGAAUGGGGGAG